UCUUAUAACGGAGCAAGUAUGCACUAUUGAGAGUAACUUACUGAUCGUAUUCACAAGAUCCCUGGAAUGGGUCGUGUGUUUUACUACAUGACAGACAUUUUUUUCAAAUCUCGAUCGUCGCUUAGCGGUCAAUACUAAAACUUCAAUGGAUCUAUUACCAAUAACUUAAAGCGUUAUGAUCCUCUGUCUUCUUAUUUCCAUUAUCAUUAUUUUACCUACGCAGUAUUUAAACAGCACAAGUUUGUAGAUGUAAGAACUCUGCCAAUCACGCAGCAACUAUGUGAGCCUCCUUUACAUGUAUUUUACACUAAAGUUUUGGAAGAUUUAUUUUUCACCAUAUUGUCGGAAUUACGCAUUUAAUCCGAGAGCUUAGAAACAUUACCUUGUAUGGAUUGACUGUGAAACAAAUCUGGGAGAAAAGUGGAUAAAUAUUUAGUGCUCUCAACUUUACUUUUAUGUACAACACAACAAGAUAGGUUUUCAGUGAUCAUACAGGCUUUAUACCGUACUGGUUACUCCCGCCUCUUCGAAAGUAUUGCCCGGAAGUCUGCAAGGUUAGAUCUAAAAACUGCAACGAUUGGAUCUUUCCAGUUGUUAAGUUUUUGUAAGGCCAAAUUUUAUGAUGUCUAAAGAUAUAAAUAAUUAGAUUUAAGAAAGCUAUGUAUGUUAAUUAAACAAGGAUACCAAAGAACAUGGAUGAAGUUCAACUUACAACCCAUUCGAUUUACGUAAGGAAAAAUCUGUGGUAUACUAAUGGACGUCAAGUCUCUUAGUUACCAUCAUUGUCAUGGAUGUUUGCAGUUAUUUUAGUUACCAAACAAGUUCGCUUUUAACGGCGCUAAGUUUUUCAUAAUCAUUASAUUUCAAACUUAAUUGUGCUGUACAACGUUUCAAUUAUCGUUUUUAUCUUUUUGACGCGCGCCAUGUCCAAUCACUAUUACAAUGAGCUUUGGCAUCAAACACUUCAUGAAAUUGAUCUUCUGGCAGUCGUCGACGAACAACAAGGUCAGAAUUUCGAGACUGCACUGGCAUCAACACCGCCGGAUUUGGAAACUGUGACUGAGCCAAAGAAACUCAUACAAACCACAGUCUUUGAGUUUUAUUUACGUUACAUCGGUAUAGCCAAUCGAUUAGAGGAUAUCUAUGACAAAAUGGUACAGCCACAAAAACGCCUCUUAGUGCGUAAGCUACUCGACUCUUGUUUGGGACGCGUUAUMGAGCUCAAGCACGAUCUCGUUAAUAUUGAUCUAAUGGAGUUCAGUUACAAUGAUGAAGUUGUCGUACGCCUUCAAUUAACACCCGACGAUACCCAAUUGCAUAUUCCGCGSUAUUUUCUACGAGAGCGUCGUCAAGAGAUCGAACAACGCAAUCGUAUCAUGCACGAAAUUCUUGUCAAGYUAGGGUGGCUAGAGGAGCAUCCCAGUGAUGAGAAACUAACCGAAAUCGAAGCUAUACGGUUAUUACAGAUGCAUGAGCGUGCACGUCAGGGUCGACUUCGGGCACAUUUCAUGAAAGAGAUACGAAUGCUAAAAGAUAAAGGUAAGACUGAGGAGAAGGGAAAAGAGCGCAGUGAUUUGGGAUUAUUAGCUGCAAUGAAGAUACAAAAAGUAUGGCGUGGCCAUACGGCGAGACGUAUAACGCGUCGACGAAAGCAGGAAGAAAUGAUUUUGAUCGGCAUGGUACCACCCACAGCUGCAAUGCUAAAAAAWCGAGCAGAAAAGGAAGAAAAGUUAAAUGAGAUUUAUGAACGUCGCUAUGCAACGCAAUCAGCUUAUAAACAACAGCUCGAGUCAUCUCUAAUAACCGUGCGAGAGGAAAUCAAGUGUAAGCAKGGCGCUGCAAUUACCGAAGACAUAACCGAUGAAUUACGAACCUGGAUAAAGGAAUGCUAUGAAAAAACAGGAAAAUUGCCUGAAUUCCCAAGUGAAGAACAAGGAGGAUCACUGCAUAUAUUUAGUCGACCAGGCACAGAAAGCGAGCUAAGUCGUUCCUCGGCGCGUUCUUCGAAGGAGUCACGUAAAACCAAGGAUAAAUCGAAAUCACCGGCUCGUAGCGGUGACUUAAAUUUCAAUGACACUCAAGCGGAUGGGGAAAACUUUCAUCCUGGACAAUCUGUGUUUCUCGCAGAUAUAAAAACUGCAAUUGAAGAGUUCAAUGAAGUUUGGCGAAACAAAGAUGAGAGCGGCAAUCUCUCACAGUCUCAAUACGAUGAUAUGAUUUACAAUGAGAAAUAUUUAGAAAUAGAAUUAGAGUGUCGACGCACAGUCGAUGAGCUAAUGCGACAGGAAUUGGAAUUAUUGCAGACUGCCAUUGGCAAAAAGGCCAAAAARAGYAGCAAAAAGACUCGACGUUCAGGUAAAAAAAGUAAAAAGAAAAAGGAAAAAGAUCUUACCCCUGAUCGUACGACUGAAUCACUUUAUGAGGAGCUGGUAACUAACGGCAUUAUACGCAAAUAUCCAGAAGUCCGUCUCAGUCAAUAUAUAGGAGAUAAGGCUUUGAGUGAACGCUCCGGUACGAACCCAUCCGCUGGAGAUAUUCGUCAAAUUCUCAUCGAAUACUGUAUACUGCCACUGGGUUCAGAGCCCAUACGCAAUUCCUGCCCACUUAUACGUUCGAUUUUACUAGCUGGUCCACGUGGCUCUGGCAAGAAAGCGCUGCUGCAUGCUAUCUGCACUGAAGUCGGUGCUGUACUGUUUGAUCUAACACCCGCCAAUAUAGUGGGCAAAUACCCAGGAAAAUCCGGCCUAAUAAAGCUUAUACAUUUGGUUUCGAAGGUAUCGCGUUUGCUGCAACCAGCGGUUAUAUAUAUGGGUGAUGCAGAGCGUCCAUUCAUGAAAAAAGUGCCCAAAACAGAUCGUACAGACCCGAAGCGCUUGAAGAAAGAUUUACCACGUUUAAUAAAGACUAUUGCUCCAGAGGAUCGUGUACUAUUCGUGGGCACAUCGAAUCUACCCUGGGAAGCGGACCAAAAACUCUUACAACAAACUUACAAUCGUUUCAUUUAUAUACCUCGACCUGACUAUGGCGCAAGAUCGAGUGCUUGGAAGGCGCUAGCCAAUGAAUACACUGGCGGCUUAUCUACUUUGGAUUACAGUGUUUUGGCAAAGAUCUCCGAUGGCUAUACGAUUGGCGCUAUUGAUUCGUGCUUAAAGGAAGUCUUAACGUGUAAGCGGAAGCUGCAACUUCGUACGCAACCUCUAACACAUGCCGAAAUUAUAAACACUUUGAGUAUGCGUGAUCCAGUUUACCGCGAAGAGGAAGAAGCCUUUGACAACUGGUGGUCUAAAACACCACUUGGACGACGCUAUGAACGUGCGCUAGAGAUGGAGGAGGAAGCGCGCUUAGAAGAAGAGGAAAAAAAUGCCAAACAAAGCAGUAAUGGCAAGAAAAAGUGAACAAGAAAAGUAAAAUAUUUUUAU
Messenger RNA from Bactrocera latifrons, 3419 nucleotides. Its product is annotated as IQ and AAA domain-containing protein 1. Gene Ontology annotation, molecular function: ATP binding; ATP hydrolysis activity; protein binding. The coding region runs from base 924 to 3395 and encodes 823 amino acids. Lineage: Eukaryota; Metazoa; Arthropoda; Insecta; Diptera; Tephritidae. The transcript is spliced from 7 exons. The record is from RefSeq and is a predicted model, not a curated record.